Molecule: messenger RNA, 1612 nt
Organism: Protobothrops mucrosquamatus (brown spotted pit viper)
Lineage: Eukaryota; Metazoa; Chordata; Lepidosauria; Squamata; Viperidae
Gene: BSDC1
Product: BSD domain containing 1
Exons: 12
Coding region: 1-1584 (527 amino acids)
Cellular component (GO): cytoplasm
Source: RefSeq, a predicted model, not a curated record
AUGGCCCUGGAACGAGCCACAACUCCCAACCGACCCGGAAAAGACCAUCGAGCUCUUCUAAAGACAGAAGCCGUUCCCUGCGCUGGCUUCCGGUUCCUGAUAGAGAAACGGGUGGGAACCUUUUGCGAGAACAGCGUGGACGGAGAGUGUCUGGAAAAGACGGGCCGCUUCUGCUUCGAAUUCAAUGAAGGGCGUCCGCGCCGUUCAGAAUCCUCGGUGGUUCCUUUUCUUUACCUCGGGUGCUUUAUAUGUUUGUCCUGUAACAGGGAAGAUGGAGGCUGGUGGAGGAGCUGGCUACAGCAAAGCCUUCAAACGGUCAGAGAGAAGUCUACAGAGGCCUUGGAGUUCAUGAAACGUGAUCUGACAGAAUUCACCCAGGUGGUCCAACAUGAUACAGCUUGCACCAUCGCUGCUACUGCCAGUGUGGUCAAAGAGAAGUUGGCUACGGAAAGCUCUUCGGGGGCAACGGAAAAAGUGAGAAAAGGACUCUCCAACUUCUUGGGUGUUAUUUCUGACACAUUUGCACCCUCCCCAGAUAAGACCAUUGACUGUGAUGUCAUAACCCUGAUGGCAACUCCAUCUGGGACCACAGAGUUGUAUGACAGUGCCAAGGCUCGACUCUAUAGCCUCCAGUCUGACCCGGCCACUUACUGCAACGAAGCUGAUGGACCACCUGAGCUGUUUGAGGCCUGGCUUUUGCACUUCAGCUUGGAGGAGAAGAAAGGAGAGAUAUCUGAGUUGCUGGGAAACAGCCCGUCCAUCCGCUCCCUCUACUCCAAGAUGGUGCCUGUGGCCGUCUCCCACUCGGAAUUCUGGCAGCGGUACUUCUAUAAAGUCCACCAGCUGGAGCAGGAGGAGCUCCGGAGGGAGGCUCUGAAGCAGCGGGCAGAGCACAGUGUUCACUCGGAGGAUCCAGGAUGGGAGGAAGAGGAGGAAGAAUUUCUUGGAUCCUCUUCCUCCUCCUCCUUACAAGCUGUAGUCCAGGCAGAGGCUUUCCCCAUCUUGGCCGCAGAAGCCGUUCCGACACUGGAGGCCUCGGUGGAGAUGUGGGCCACGCUGAGCCCCACCCCGGUGGAGGCGACCCCCUCGGAAAGCAGCGAGAGCGUCUCCCUGGUGACUCGGAUCACAAACCCCACCGCUGGGCCUGCCUCCCCCUUACGGACUGGAGCCCCACUUGCAGGAGCUGAGGGGGACGAGUCUCCGAAGCUGCAGGAAGCCAGCAGAGAGGAGCAGGGAAGCUCCUUGGCUAACGCAGGGGAGCCUCUGCAGCCUUCUCCACCUCCCCAGGAGGCCACGGCCUCUUCAGAGCAGCCUAAGCAGCGCGCAGAGAGCAAGUCAGCCAGCAGGACGGAGACUCCGCGAGAGGAGGCGCCUCUGGACUUGCGGCUCUUUGAGCUCAACUCGGACAGCGGGAAGUCCACACCAUCCAAUCACGGGAAGAAAGGCUCCAGCACAGAUAUAAGUGAGGACUGGGAAAAGGACUUUGACCUGGACAUGACGGAAGAAGAGGUUCAGCUGGCACUUGCCAAAGUAGACGUUUCUGCGGCGGAGAUGGAAGACGAAGAAUGGGAGAACUGGGAAUAACGAGGGCUUUUGCUCUCCCUGGGCUCCU